Molecule: messenger RNA, 765 nt
Organism: Symbiodinium sp. CCMP2592
Lineage: Eukaryota; Dinophyceae; Suessiales; Symbiodiniaceae
Source: the annotation of a GenBank genome assembly
AUGGCAAGCAACCUCUUCGACGCUUCCGAUCGCCCGGACGAGGACAAGAAGGAGGAGAAAAAGGAGCGCAGAACCAAGUUGUACUCCUACGACGCCGUUGCAGCACAGAUGCUGGAACCUUAUGGUGAAAGCUCGCUGGACAGUCUCAACCUCGAGCAGAUCUGGAAGGGCACGGCCAAGGGAAAUAAGAGCACCACGUAUCACUCUCAUCUGGCUGCCAACCCAGAUGAUGACGCUUGGAAUGUCGGCGCCGGCUUGAGCCAGACAGCAGCAGCAUUGUUGAUGGCGAUCAAAAACUUCAAAAGCGAGAAUAUGAAGCAUCUCAUUGUCCCCAAGAUCUAUGAGAAGGUGCUUGAAGAGAUACAGGAGUUGGAGCCUACGCUGCAUGCCCUCAAUUUCGGGAAAGGUUCCUCGACUCACACGGACACAGGAUCCUUUCGUCAAGCCAAGAAAGCCAAAUGGACCAGCACCGCCAACAUCGAAACUCCGGCCGAGCCUAUGGACCCGCUCGAGGCGGCAGCGAAGUUCCGCGCUUGGUUGGCGAAGGACAAGAGUGCGUUUCGUGGCCUGCUGUUUGUGCUCUCCGGCAACAACACGUAUUACACAGGACACACAGCCGAACUUGUUGCUCGCGCUGCCGUGCACUGCAAACCCAUGUCCGAACAGGAUUUCAUCAACGCAGUGAAGGCCCGCAUGCAAAAGCCGGAGCAAGCGCAGGGCAGCAAAGCAGCCUCCGCCGAUCCUUCCGGACUUUUUGAUGCGUAA